CUUACCGUUUGUGCGGAACGCAUGUGUACGGAACAGUGUACGGGCAAUCCGUGCACCGUCGGCUCCCAACUCCUAGUUAUCCUUCAGCCUCCUUCACCGUACCCGCCCAACCGCAACGCGCAGCCUACGCUCCGUUGCUGCGGAUCGUAUCCCUCGCUGUACCGACGCCGUGGAUCCCGCAAGCCCUACGCCUCCGACUGCGUACUCGUAUCGCUCUCGAGCGACGCCACAAGCCGCCUCCCCUCCCCCCGUAGCCUGCCCCGAUCCCCGGUUACGUUGCCAUCGCCGUCGUCCAUCUCGGCUACCUUAGCUCUCCGCCGUCGAACCAUUGCCGCGCUGUCCUGUGCUAUUGCUAGCCGACAACUGUGUUUGAGCCAAUUCCUCGUGUCCGUGUCUCAACAUGUCCGACAUCGACGAUGAACUGCUUGCGCUCGCCGGUGGCGAUGUGUCCUCCGACGAAGAGGAGCCCAUGGAUAUGAGCCGCGAUGAGUCGCGCUCCCCUUCACCGGCUCGCGCUUCGUCCAGAGAUAAGGACACACCGGCGCGGGGCGUGGCUGCGAAGAAGACAACUGCGAAGAAAGCGAGGAGGCGGGGGGGCAGGAGUGAUGGCGAGUCCGACGAGGAAGGAGAGGCAUCCUCGCCUCCGGCGUCGCCGAGCUCGCAGAUGUCCGCUCCUAUGGAAGAGUCAGAUUCCGACUCGGACGCCCCUCAGAACCGGGCGCAAGGUGCCGACGAUAUGCUGAACCAGUACCCCGUCGAGGGUCUCUUCAAGAGCCAUGAGGAAAAGGCCCGCAUUAUGAGCAUGCGCGAGAUUGAACGCGAGCAGAUUCUCGCCGAGCGAAGAGAAGAGAACGAGCGUAUCCGCCAAAAUCGAAUGCUCCGCCAGCUCAAGGUCAACCAAGAGAAGGAGAACAAGAAGCGCAAGGCUAGCGGCGCCGGCCUCGAAGAUGCCCAGCGCAAGUCGUCCCGCACCCGGACCAAGGCCGGCGAAAGCAGCGAGAAGAUGGACACUCUGCGCCGCGCCCGCGAAGAGCGCACCAGCCGCAAGGAACAGAGGGAACGCGAAAACGACCGCCGCAAGCAGAGAUCUCCGUCCUAUCGGCGGAGUCGCAGCGUCGACGAACACGACAGCGACGCAGAAUGGCGCAGGGAGUCGAGGCAGAAAUCUAGAACGCCCGAGCCCAGGGAAGCGCCGCCCGCGGAGCUACGGGAUGUCGAGCGCGUCCGCCUCGGUCGAAGUCGCUUUGCUGAGGUCUGCUUCUACCCCGGUUUCGAGAAGGCCAUCACGGGUUGCUUCGUGCGCAUCAACAUCGGCCCCGACCCGACAACACGGCAAGAGGUCUAUCGCAUGGCUAUCAUUAAAGGUUUUACCCAGGGCCGGCCGUAUGCCAUUCCUGAUCACUCGGGACACCACAUGGUUGUAGAUCUCUACGUCAAGGCCGCCCACGGCAAGGCUCAGCGGGAGUGGCCCUUCAUCAGCUGUUCUGACCACAGAUUCACCGAGGCGGAGUGGAACCGCUACAAGCAAGUGUGCCUGUCCGAGGGCGUGCCAGUACCUAGCAAACCCGAGUUAGUCGACAAGAUCGAUGAUAUCAACGGCCUCCUUCAGCGCACCUGGACGGAACAGGAGGUUACCGAGAAGCUCAGGCGCCAGAACGCCCUUCUCGCAAAGUUCAGCGGCGCCGACCGCGACCACCUCACCAGGCAACUCGAGAUGGCCCUCGCGCGGGGCGAUCAGGAAGCCGCUAAACGUCUUCAAGAGAGACUCGACAACCUAGAGACCCCGCGGCUAGCCUUCCGCACAUCGCUCCACCCAGAAAAGAAGAAGCUCGAGAGCCGCGGCCCCACGCAGCAGGAGAAGCUGGCCAUGCUCAACGCCGAAAACCGGCGGCGCAACGCCGAGGCGGUGCGCAAGGCCCAGCUGAUGGAGCGCGCGCGCACCCGCGAGAUCGAGAUGCGCCUGAACCGCGGCGAGCAGGUCGAGGACGACCACUCGCGCCGCGUGCGCACCGGCGUGAAGCUCGUGCACGACGGCAACGCGAGCAGGGAGCCCACAGCCGGGAACGGGGCCGCGACCGCGAGCGCGAGCGCGAACGGCAGCGGCGCGAGCACGCCCGCCACCACCACCACCCCCACCCCGAGCGGGAACGGCACGCCGAGCCAGAAGCCCGUGCUGCCGCACAUCGCCAAGCUGCAGGAGCAGCAGCGCAGACAAGCCAAGCCGGGCGUGCCCGUCAUCCAUAAGCCGCUUACGGAUGACGACAUCAUCGGGGCGCUCGAUCUGGAUAUCGACGUCGAGAUUUGAUGACGGGCGCAAGGGGGGUGAAGGGUCUUUGCUUUGACACGGGGGUGGGAAGGGGGGCGGGAGACGGGGGGAGGUGAGCCCUAGAGGGACGACUCCUGGGAGGCGUUGCUGCUACCCCUGACCAGCACGGGGUGUGCGCAACUUGCCUUUCGCCAUGCCGCCCCUUCUGGCAAUCUAUCAGAUCCUCUUUCUUUUUACGGUGCAAGGAUGGGUCUAGUCUCA
Thermothielavioides terrestris NRRL 8126 is the source of this 2527-nucleotide messenger RNA. RefSeq lists its product as uncharacterized. Lineage: Eukaryota; Fungi; Ascomycota; Sordariomycetes; Sordariales; Chaetomiaceae. The transcript is spliced from 4 exons. The record is from RefSeq and is a predicted model, not a curated record. Gene Ontology annotation, cellular component: Cdc73/Paf1 complex. Bases 401 to 2305 code for a protein of 634 amino acids. Gene Ontology annotation, molecular function: DNA binding; RNA polymerase II C-terminal domain phosphoserine binding.